Messenger RNA from Malania oleifera, 2422 nucleotides. Its product is annotated as protein NARROW LEAF 1. The record is from RefSeq and is a predicted model, not a curated record. Lineage: Eukaryota; Viridiplantae; Streptophyta; Magnoliopsida; Santalales; Ximeniaceae. The coding region runs from base 434 to 2263 and encodes 609 amino acids. The transcript has 6 exons.
AUUCCCAAGCGGAAUGAAAGUGCAAGCAAACGUGGUAGACGUACUUUAAUUUUUUGUUUGCAGUCGCGGGCCCAAAUGGGCGGAAGCAAAUUAACUUCUCUGGGUCAGCACUAACCCGCCUUCUCGACAGCGUUUUUCUCUUCUUUUUGGUUUUUGGGGUUUCCACCAACCGUCUUCUUGGAACAUGGUGUCUCAAUAACAGACUAUUCAUGGAGGCUGGGUUUCCCUCAUUUAUGGAGUUUUGUUCCCCACGGGGUCCUCCAACAGACCCCAGCAAUAACUGCAACCCUUCCAAUCAUUUUCUGCCGCAACUCGAAAAAUGGACUAGGUGGUUUCAGUUCAGCCCUUCUAGGGCACCACACUUUACUUAAUUUUUAUACUACUCUUCUCCACUGCCCCUGCAGGUCAUUGCUCCAUCUCGGUAAAUUUAGAGAUGAAUAGGAGCAGACCAAAUUUAAAGGUCCGGUCCUCUGGUUCAACACCAUCAGAAGAAUCUGCUUUAGAUCUUGAAAGAAGCUUCCGCAGUCAUUGUAAUAUGCCUUCAGUAAGUCCACCAAUGCUUCAACCUUUUGCAUCCACUGGCCAGCACUCUGAGAGCAAUGCUGCCUAUUUUUCAUGGCCUACCCCAAGCCGAAUAAUUCAUGCUACUGAAGAGAGGGCUCAUUAUUUUGCAAACCUACAAAAAGGACUGCUACCCGAAACUCUUGGCCAGCUGCCAAAAGGACAGCAAGCAACAACCUUGCUUGAGCUCAUGACUAUAAGGGCAUUUCAUAGCAAGAUAUUGCGUUGUUACAGCCUCGGUACAGCAGUAGGGUUUCGUAUACGGCGGGGUGUGCUGACUGAUGUUCCAGCAAUCCUUGUUUUUGUUUCUCGGAAAGUCCACAAGCAAUGGCUCAGCCCCAUACAGUGUCUUCCUGCUGCUCUAGAGGGACCUGGAGGUGUAUGGUGUGAUGUGGAUGUGGUGGAAUUCUCAUACUUUGGGGCACCUGAGCUGACUACGAAAGAACACUUUUACACUGAGAUUGUUGAUGAUCUGCGUGGGAGUGAUCCAUGUAUUGGUUCAGGUUCUCAGGUAGCAAGCCAAGAGACAUGUGGAACCUUGGGUGCUAUUGUGAGAAGCCAAAUGGGCAGGCAACAGGUUGGUUUCCUUACUAACAGACAUGUUGCUGUUGACUUAAAUUACCCAAAUCAGAAGAUGUUUCAUCCAUUGCCACCAACACUUGGACCAGGAGUAUAUCUUGGUGCUGUAGAGAGAGCUACUUCAUUUAUCACAGAUGAUCUUUGGUAUGACAUAUUUGCUGGAAUAAACCCAGAGACAUUUGUGAGAGCAGAUGGGGCAUUUAUCCCUUUUGCUGAUGAUUUUGACAUGUCAACCAUAACUACAUCAGUGAAAGGUGUAGGAGAGAUUGGUGAUGUCAAGGUUAUAGAUUUGCAGUCCCCAAUCAGUAGCCUUGUUGGGAAGCAAGUUGUGAAGGUUGGAAGAAGUUCUGGCUUGACUACUGGAAUCAUAUUGGCUUAUGCCCUUGACUAUUAUGAUGAGAAAGGUGUAUGCUUCUUAACAGAUUUGCUUGUCGUGGGUGAGAACCAUCGGACGUUUGACCUUGAAGGAGACAGUGGAAGUCUUAUCAUAUUAAAGGGUGAGAAUGGGGAAAAGCCUCAACCAAUUGGGAUCAUAUGGGGUGGAACAGCUAACCGUGGCCGACUCAAGUUAAAAGUUGGUCAACCUCCAGAGAAUUGGACCAGUGGGGUUGAUCUUGGACGCCUUCUCAAUCUCCUUGAACUGGAUCUCAUCACAACUAGCGAAGGGCUUAAGGAGGCUGUGUGGGAACAAAGGGCUGCCUCUGCAACAGCAAUUGACUCCACGGCCCAGGAUUCAUCACCGGCUGAUAGAUUGCCUUUGAAGCAAAAAGUAGAAGAAAAAUUUGAGCCACUGGGCCUUCAGAUCCAGCAAAUUCCUUCAGAAGGUGGACCCAGCUACCUGGACAUGAAUUCAUCACCGUUGCAGAUGGAGACUGACUUUCACAUAGAAGAUGGGAUCAUGGCAAGUCCCACUAUUGAACAUCCUUCCAUCCAAAACUUCUUUGGAAGAUCUCCACUCCAUCAAAACAACCAUGUAGAUGCCAAGUCUGGUCCUAAAAAUCUCUUUGCACUGCGAAACUCCUCCAAUGAAGAUACCGGUGUUUCAUUGCAGCUGGGUGACUCUGAAUCCAAAAGAAGGCAUUCAGAUCCUUCAACAAGUGCCGAAGAACCAAACAUGAACUAAUUGAGUUUGUGCCUGGAUCCUCCAGAAAUAGAGCAUUUUUUAUGUUGCAUUUCUAAAUGUUGCAACUUUCUCCAACUCUUAGCUCCUUCAAAAUGGUCCAGUGAAGAUGACUUUUUUGUACAUCAAUUUUCUUAUCCCACAUAAUUGGGUUAUUCAAAA